GUUGCUGACGGCGUCCAGCCCGAGGCAGCCAUGGCCACGGGCUUUCUCCUUCGGUUCCGGGUCGCUGGGUUCCACCACCGUGGCGGCCGGUGGGACCAGCAUUGGCGGCGGUUUUUCUUUCGGGACUGGAGCAUCUAGCAACCCUUCUGUGGGACUCAAUUUUGGAACUCUUGGAAGCACUGCAACUCCAGCAACUACGUCUACUUCUUCUGGUGGUUUUGGAACUGUACUCUUUGGAUCUAAGCCUGCCACUGGGUUCACUCUAGGAGGAACAAACACAGGAAUAGCAACAACUAUAACUACAGGACUAACUCUGGGAACACCAGCCACUACAUCUGCAUCUACAACUAGCUUCAGUUUAGGAUUCAAUAAACCUGCAGCAUCUGCCACACCAUUUGCUCUUCAUUCUACCUCAGCAAGCUGUCUCACUCUUUCAUCUGCUCUGACAUCAACUCCAGCAGCAUCCACUGGAUUUACUCUAAAUAAUCUGGGAGGAACAACAGCCACAACUACAGCUGCAUCAACAGGCUUUUCUUUAGGGGGAGCCUUAGCUGGUUUGGGAGGUUCACUUUUCCAGAGUACAAACACAGCAGCAUCAGGACUUGGACAAAAUGCUUUAGGCCUGACUUUGGGAACUACAGCAGCUACUUCAGCUGCAGACAAUGAAGGCCUCGGUGGCAUAGAUUUUAGUAGCUCAUCAGAUAAAAAGAGUGAUAAAACAGGAACAAGACCAGAGGAUAGUAAGGCACUGAAGGAUGAAAAUCUACCUCCUGUCAUCUGCCAGGAUGUUGAAAAUCUCCAGAAAUUUGUGAAGGAACAAAAACAGGUCCAAGAAGAAAUUAGUAGAAUGUCUUCAAAAGCAAUGCUUAAAGUACAAGAAGAUAUUAAAGCUCUGAAGCAACUUCUAUCAUUGGCUGCCAGUGGAUUACAGAGAAACACUCUUAAUAUUGAUAAAUUGAAAGUAGAAACUGCUCAGGAGUUAAAGAAUGCUGAAAUAGCUUUAAGAACCCAAAAAACACCACCUGGACUUCAACAUGAAAAUACAGCUCCUGCUGACUACUUCAGAAUCUUGGUUCAGCAAUUUGAGGUACAGCUCCAACAAUACAGACAGCAGAUUGAAGAACUAGAAAACCAUCUUGCCACCCAAGCAAAUAAUUCACAUAUAACCCCUCAAGAUUUGUCAAUGGCUAUGCAGAAAAUUUAUCAAACAUUUGUAGCUUUAGCUGCACAACUUCAGUCUAUUCAUGAAAAUGUAAAGGUACUCAAAGAACAGUACCCUGGCUGCAGAAAAAUGUUCUUGGGAGAUGCUGUAGAUGUAUUUGAAGCCAGGCAAGCAGAAGCUAAGAAGUGGCAGAAUGCACCCAGAGUUACUACUGGACCAACCCCUUUCAGCACCAUGCCAAAUGCAGCAGCCGUUGCCAUGGCUGCAACACUUACGCAGCAGCAACAGCCUGCUACAGGUCUGAAUGCAUUCAAGUUAUAGCUUCUUACUGUUCAAAUGCUGAACAUUUAUGUGCAUUUUUAUAAGUCUUCCUUUUGUGUGAGCCCUGAAAAAAUUUCUAUGAACAGCUGUUUCAGUACAGUCUAAAAAUUGUGAUCGACACAAUUAUAAACACACCUGACAAAAAAUGCAGGGUAGUCUAGCAAUAAUUAUACAUCAGAUAUUGACUAUUGUGAAUUAACUCAAUGUUAUUUGCUGUAUUGCUAUAAAUACCCUUUAGACUAUGGUGUUUCGCUACUGAAUUACAUUUAAGAAUACCAUUAGGUUCUAAAAUCGUGAUUGUAUCAUUUUUUGUUUCAAAGUCAGAUAUAAUCCAUCCAUAUGUUGCAUUUUUCAUGUAUGAUACUGAUAGAUGGUGCAUUCUGACCUUUUUCAUACAUAAUGAUUGCAAAGUACCCACAUUCAGGAUGCAGUGUGAUUUUAUUGACUGAAGAUGUGUUGAAGAUCAGUAGAUUUGCUUUAUGUACUUUGACAAAAAACAGAAUACAGGUCCUGUAAGCCAAAUUUUGAAGACUAUACAUCCGAGAAUUAUUUGUUCCUUUUCAAAAUAAGGGCUCAUGGACAUAAAAGAAAGUAGCAAGAGCAGGAAGAGGACGU
This is a messenger RNA of Marmota monax (woodchuck), 2098 nucleotides long. Its product is annotated as nucleoporin p58/p45-like. Gene Ontology annotation, molecular function: structural constituent of nuclear pore. Gene Ontology annotation, cellular component: nuclear pore. The record is from RefSeq and is a predicted model, not a curated record. Gene Ontology annotation, biological process: nucleocytoplasmic transport. Lineage: Eukaryota; Metazoa; Chordata; Mammalia; Rodentia; Sciuridae.